AUGAGCUCCAAUAGAGUUUACCACACUAACACUGAGGUGUGGAUAAAAUGCCGCAAGGUUUGUCGGGUAUGCGAAGGGCCAUUAUUGGCACCUCUGGAAAAUAAGCGCAAUAUUUAUGCAGUUCGAUGUGACGGCUGCCAGAAUUUGGUGCAUCAUGAAUGCUCCUUGAUUCUAGCCCAGGAAGUGAAAUUGUACAAAACAAUUCACUGUCGCGAUUGUCAGCAAACCAAGGGACCUAGUGUGCGACACAUUCGCCAAUUGAAACGGCGAGCUGAAAAUUCUGGAAUAAUGAAAGAUCCGUCAGCGAAGAAGGCAAAAACCCAUACAAAGAGUUCAGUUGAAAUGGACAGUGAAUGGGAGGCCACCGAUAGCAAUUAUACUUCGACAGGAUUCCCAAUUACCGUAUUCAAUAAUAUAUUGAAGAAUAGUCCAAGCACAUCAAGCUCGUUCUAUUACAUUGAAAGGCAGGAUAUAAAUGAAAAUAUGAUGGACUUAUAUUAA
Molecule: messenger RNA, 501 nt
Organism: Caenorhabditis bovis
Lineage: Eukaryota; Metazoa; Nematoda; Chromadorea; Rhabditida; Rhabditidae
Source: the annotation of a GenBank genome assembly